AUGUGUACGUCGAUGCCUAGCAUGGGGCCAUUGCCCACCAUGCGGCUGGUCACCACGCAGUCACUGCCGCGCAGGCAGAACGACCACCUCAUUCUGCAGUCGAGCGGCGGCGAGUCAUGGACGACUCUUGACGAGUUCGACCACCCGCGCGAGCGUCGGCUGGCAGAAGCCACAGGCAGCCACCCAUCCGAUCGCACGCAGGAUUCAGCCUGGUUGGGCCCUGGCGGCGCCCCCUCGGCGGCCGAUGUGCGGCUGUCAUCUCAGCCUGCGGGCGUACUGCUGCUCCAUGGCCAGCCGCUGCCGCGCAGGCAGAACGACCACCCCAUUCUGCAGUCGAGCGGCGGCGAGUCAUGGACGACUCUUGACGAGUUCGACCACCCGCGCGGGGGCGCUCCGUUUCUGACGCCCGUAGGCGCUCCGCUGAUCCAUCGCGCCGCGGGGGCGGCGUUUGCCCGGUCGCCGAUCAGGCCGCCCGGCAUGCCGCCGCUCUCCGCCGUCGAGGCGGGGCUCGCCGCAGGCCCCUGGGGCGAGCCAGACCGCGCAGCGCGGGCGAGACAGUGUGCCAGCGAAGGGCGGGCAGAGACCUCCAGUGGCACGCCGGCGGCCGGCAGGGGGCUGGCAAGCAUGCGGGCCCAGCUCUUGGCGCAGGAGCAGCUGCUGGCCAAGGUCCAACAGGAGGCUCAGGAGGUCAGGCGGACUAUCCGCGAGCAGACGGCCUUCUUGGAGGAGCUUGAGUUUCAGCAGGGCGAGCUCGUUGACAGCAUGCCAGCAGCUACAGAGGAGGCUGCGCCGGCCGCCCCUGGCGUUCCAAGAAUCACCACGCUCGUGAUUCAGAACAUCCCCAUGGCCAUGACGCAGAGUGACCUGCUGGACCUCUUGGACUGGUCUGGUUUCGCGAGCCGCUACGACUACGUCUACAUGCCGACGACUUUCGAAACGGGGACCACCAGGGGGAUCGCGUUUGUAAAUUUUGCCACCUCGAACGACGCCCGCGAAUUCUUCAUCUUGUGGAACAAAUCGCGGCUGACCAGAGAGGCUGGCGCUGGAGUCACCGGGCCCGUGAUCGAGGUCAGUGCGGCGGCGAGGCAGGGAUAUUCGGAGAACGUCAGGAUGUGGAAGGCGAGCCGGUUGCGCCGCAUCAAGAACCCCAUGUUUCACCCUUUCAUCGCCCCAAGGCCAGCUGCCCUGUGA
This is a messenger RNA of Prorocentrum cordatum, 1191 nucleotides long. Lineage: Eukaryota; Dinophyceae; Prorocentrales; Prorocentraceae. The record is from the annotation of a GenBank genome assembly.